Messenger RNA from Tuber melanosporum (Perigord truffle), 814 nucleotides. RefSeq lists its product as uncharacterized. NCBI's taxonomy places the organism in Eukaryota, Fungi, Ascomycota, Pezizomycetes, Pezizales, Tuberaceae. The record is from RefSeq and is a predicted model, not a curated record. The coding region runs from base 117 to 476 and encodes 119 amino acids. The transcript is spliced from 2 exons.
AUCUUUACUCCAUUCCCCCAGCGGUAUUCGGUGCUAAGGGCAUAACUACAUACAUCCUCACGCACAUGCGCACACACGUACGGCACGAAAACCACGAUACCAUUAGAUAAACGAGCAUGUCCGCCCCAAUAGGCUCCUACGUCCCGCUGAUAAUAGUGGCCAUGGUGACCUGGAAAGUGGCCAACUCUCCAUCCACUUCCUCCACCUCUGCCACCUCCGCGUACCGGCAGAGAAACCCGUGCAUAAGCGCUUGGGGAUCUUCGAUAUCGGAGCGCGUCUCGGCUAAGAAUAUCAGACAUUCAAGAAUCAGAAGUUCGCCGAGGAGUCUUGCGGCGAGUACCAAUGGAUAUGCUGGGCGGGGAUCAAGAUCUGUGUCGCCGGGUGACGGGAGGAUGAGGAUGGGUGGGGCAGGGAGUAGGCUUGCGAGCAGGGUUCCGCGCGGUACUCGGGGGCUAGCGGAGGGAGGGAGGCGAUAAUCUUUGGGGGUGGAAGAGUGGGGGGUUAUCGGGCGAACGAAUGAACGAAUGAACGGAACGGACGAGACGCGCCGGUUAGGAGGAUAUAAUGCAGGAUGCGCUACUCUGGACGAUUAUUAUUUCCAACACUCUACCACCAGUUUCUUAUGCCCCAACACUCAAGUUUUCAUUUUCAUUUCCACCUUUUAUUUUGGUCUUGGGUUUUUGGCACGGAGUUUUUAUGUCAUAUCAUACGGAUUUUUUUUUUUUUUUCCCCGUCAUUGGUUGCUGGGAGGCGUUAUCGGUGAUUAUUGCAAUUCAUUACAAGUAUCAUAGUCUAAAUCAUUAUUAUUCUCCCA